AUGUCCCGCUUCUCCAACCGCUCGAGUCUCCCGCCACAAUACAGUCCCAAUCCCGGCGAAGGCGCGCCUCGCGGAGGUGGUGGUCUUUUUGUCGUGAACCCUGGCACUUUGUCUGAUGUCGAUGAGACGCCUGAACCUCAGGAACUUCCUCCGGAGGGAAAUCCUCCGCGCGAUUCUAGCAGAUAUAGUGGGCCGGCUCCUAGUGUGAGGACGAGUGCGUAUGAGGCUUAUGGGAGGGCUUAUGGACCUGUGGCUACGACUUAUGUGCCUUCUCCUAGUCCGGAGGGGGAGAUGGAUGAUGGGGUUGGGAAUGAGGAGCAGAAGCCUUUAGGACCUCGUCCGCAGCAGAAGAGGAAUGAUGAGCUGAUGCUGGACUGA
Molecule: messenger RNA, 378 nt
Organism: Pseudocercospora fijiensis CIRAD86
Lineage: Eukaryota; Fungi; Ascomycota; Dothideomycetes; Mycosphaerellales; Mycosphaerellaceae
Exons: 1
Coding region: 1-378 (125 amino acids)
Source: RefSeq, a predicted model, not a curated record